This is a messenger RNA of Closterium sp. Naga37s-1, 336 nucleotides long. The record is from the annotation of a GenBank genome assembly. NCBI's taxonomy places the organism in Eukaryota, Viridiplantae, Streptophyta, Zygnematophyceae, Desmidiales, Closteriaceae.
AUGAGGGAAGAACACAAUAAGAGCAUAAGCGAACUUAGGAAUGAACUAGCAGUUGAGAGGGCUGCAAGGGAGGAGAAGGAUAAGGAGGUGGCUGGACUGACAGUGCGACUCUCGCAGGCAGAGGAAUCGCUGUUGCAUCAGAAGGACGAAACGUGCAAGAUUUGGGAGGCGAUUUCUCGGGCUUUGUGCCAGUCAACAGCUGGUGCAGUUGUUCAGGAUGAAGCUCGGGAUUCAGAAAAUGAUAAGGAAUCACUUUUGUCCACAUUCGUAGCACAAUCGGCGCUGGCCGUAAAAGCGCUGGAGCAGCAAAAUGAGGAAACGAGGAAGGUCUGGAAG